AUGGGCAACAAGCCCGACACUGCUGAGGCCCAUGUCUCUGGCCAAUCGAACAACCCCAUGAGCCAACCGGCGCAUGCUCUUCCCUGGAAGACCGUCGUCGAAGAGCUAAAGACCGAUGUUGACGAUGGUUUGACUGCCUCCGAGGCCAAGUCAAGGCUGGACGAAUUCGGUCGCAAUGAGUUGGGCGAUGGAGGAGGCGUCAACCCGGGAAAGAUCCUCACCCGGCAGAUUGCCAAUGCCAUGACGCUCGUUCUCAUUAUCGCCAUGGCGGUAUCCUUUGCCAUUCAAUCGUAUAUCGAAGGUGGCGUUGUGGCCGGUGUUAUCUUCAUCAACGUGGCUGUUGGUUUCAUUCAGGAAUUCCAGGCCGAGAAGACUAUGGACUCCCUGCGAUCGCUGAGUUCUCCAACUGCUCAAGCCGUUCGUGACGGCGAAUCUACCACCAUCUCCACCCAAGAAAUCGUUCCUGGCGAUCUGGUCGAACUCAAGACUGGAGACACUAUCCCCGCCGAUGUCAGACUGACUGAGGCGGUCAACUUCGAAACCGACGAGGCUCUUCUCACUGGCGAGUCGCUUCCGGUCCGCAAAGCAGUCGACGAUAUUUUCGAUGCCGACACCGGUCCAGGCGACCGAUUGAACGUUGCCUACAGCUCUUCAACCGUAACCAAGGGACGUGCUACCGGUAUUGUCUUCGCUACUGCCAUGUGCACUGAGAUCGGAUCUAUUGCAGCUGCUCUCCGCAAGAAGGACAGCAGACGCCGCCCUGUUAAGCGUAGAGACGACGGAUCCGCCCCCUUCUACCGAUACUUCCAGGCUGCUGUACUUACUGUCACUGACGGCAUCGGCGUUUUCCUUGGAGUUAACGUUGGCACUCCCCUCCAGAAGAAGCUCUCCCGGCUCGCGCUGUUGCUCUUCUUUAUCGCUGUUGUCUGCGCCAUCAUCGUCCUUGGAGCCAACGAAUUCCGCAACCAACGCGAGAUUAUCAUUUACGCUGUUGCUACAGGUCUCUCCAUGAUUCCUGCAUCCCUGGUGGUUGUCCUCACAAUCACGAUGGCCGCCGGCACGAAACGAAUGGUCGAGCGAAACGUUAUCGUUCGCAACCUCCGCUCCCUCGAGGCGCUUGGCGCCGUCACCGACAUUUGCUCAGAUAAAACUGGUACCUUGACGCAAGGCAAGAUGGUGGCGAAGAAGGCUUGGAUUCCAGCCAAGGGGACAUACACCAUCGGGGAAUCCGACCAGCCAUUCAAUCCGACAUUGGGCGAUAUCAGCUUCACCAAGAAAGAGCCGCGAAAUGUGGAAAAGUCGGAUGAAGAGAACAAGUCCAGCUACGAGGAGCUACUACAAAAUAACGAAGCUUUGAAGGACUACCUUCGCGCUGCAUCGCUCGCCAACUUGGCCACUGUACACCAGAACGAUAAGGGUGAAUGGCACGCUCGCGGUGAUCCCACUGAGAUUGCCAUUCAAGUCUUCGCUUCCCGCUUCCAAUGGAAUCGCAGAGCAUCUGUCUCGGGUGACAACCCUGCAAUGAAGCUUUUGGUUGAAUUUCCAUUUGACUCCGAUGUCAAGAAGAUGAGCGUCAUCUACAGGGAUCUCCAGAGCAAAGAGAUGUACGCCUUCACCAAGGGCGCGGUUGAGCGUGUUAUUGCCUCUUGCACGUCCUACCUCGAUUCCGAAAACAAGCCUGUGGAGAUGACCGAGGAGUUUCGCGAGCAAAUUCUGGAGAACAUGGAAGCACUGGCCAGCCACGGUCUUCGUGUUCUCGCUCUUGCCAGCCGUAACUACAAGGAGUCCUACGAAGAGGGUCAGGAGGUCGACCGUGCUACCGUUGAGUGCGACCUGAUCUUUCGCGGCCUCAUCGGCCUAUACGAUCCACCACGUCCCGAAUCUGGUCCAUCCGUCAAGCAGUGCCACGGAGCUGGUAUUGAAGUCCACAUGCUUACUGGUGAUCAUCCUGGCACUGCACGAGCCAUCGCCGCUCAAGUCGGUAUCUUGCCCAAGAACAUGAACGAGUUCAACAAAGAGACCGCCGAUUCCAUGGUCAUGACUGCCGGACAGUUCGACAAGCUCUCAGACGACCAAAUCGAUGCUCUUCCGGUCCUACCACUUGUCAUUGCUCGCUGCGCACCACAAACCAAGGUCCGCAUGAUCGAAGCCCUUCACCGACGCAAGCGGUUCGUCGCCAUGACCGGCGAUGGCGUGAACGACAGUCCUUCUCUCAAGCGCGCAGAUGUCGGUAUUGCCAUGGGCCAAGCUGGUUCUGAUGUCGCCAAAGAUGCUUCCGACAUCAUCUUGACCGAUGACAAUUUCGCCAGUAUCCUGUCCGCCGUCGAGGAAGGUCGCCGCACAUUCGACAACAUUCAGAAAUUCGUGCUCCAUCUCCUCGCCCAAAACGUCGCUCAGGCCCUGGUCUUGCUCAUCGGUCUUGUCUUCAAGGACUCCGACAACCUCUCCGUCUUUCCCAUCUCUCCUAUCGAGAUCCUGUGGAUUAUCAUGAUCACCAGUGGUAUCCCAGACAUGGGUCUCGGCUUCCAAGAGAAGGCGCCCGACGUUCUCCGCCGCCCACCGCAGUCCCUCAAGCGUGGAAUCUUCACCAUCGAGCUCAUGGUCGACAUGGUCGUUCUCGGUGUCUGGAUCGCCGCACUCUGCUUGGCCGCCUUCGUCCUAGUCCUCUACGGCUUCGGCUCCGGCACCAUCGGCAGCGGCUGCAACGAAGAUGUCGGCGACGGUUGUGGUCUCGUCUUCCGCGCUCGUGCCACCGCUUUCGCCUGUCUCGUCUGGUUUUCGCUCUUCCUCGCGUGGGAAGUCAUCGACAUGCGUCGCUCGUUCUUCCGCAUGCAACCCGACUCUACCCGCUAUCUCACCCAAUGGAUGCACGAUGUAUGGCGCAACCAAUUCCUCUUCUGGGCUAUCGUCUUCGGAUUCGUGAUGAUCUUCCCGCUGUUGUACAUUCCCGUCAUCAGCGACAAUGUGUUCCGUCACUCGGGCAUCUCUUGGGAAUGGGCCAUCGUCUUCAUCAACACGAUCUUGUUCUUCGUUGGUGUUGAGGGCUGGAAGUGGGCGAAGCGAGUAUACUUCCGUCGCCAGGCGGCCAAGUCGACGGGUGCGGAGGCCGACUUGGAAACGAGGAUGUUUGAGCGAUACCUCACGCAGAGCAGCCAGGACGAAGAGAAGGAGAAGGUCUAA
This is a messenger RNA of Zymoseptoria tritici IPO323, 3180 nucleotides long. Its product is annotated as Na(+)/Li(+)-exporting P-type ATPase. The transcript has a single exon. The coding region runs from base 1 to 3180 and encodes 1059 amino acids. The record is from RefSeq and is a predicted model, not a curated record. Gene Ontology annotation, cellular component: plasma membrane. Gene Ontology annotation, molecular function: ATP binding; P-type calcium transporter activity; ATP hydrolysis activity. Gene Ontology annotation, biological process: calcium ion transmembrane transport; intracellular calcium ion homeostasis. NCBI's taxonomy places the organism in Eukaryota, Fungi, Ascomycota, Dothideomycetes, Mycosphaerellales, Mycosphaerellaceae.